AUGAACGACACCCAAAUCAAGAUUCUCGUCAUCGUUCUUGCGACAGCGGUCCCCGUGGGCCUCAUCGCCAUCAUUACGACUGUCCUCUGCCGCAGGUCCCGACAGCGCCGUUUCCUUUUCCUCAAGAGGGGCAUCACCCCCAUUGAUGAUGAGGAGAUUGAAUCAUGGAGGACGGACAAGGCUGAUGAGAAGACGCCCAUCAUCGAACAAGCAGCUUUCCGGGCUGAGGCUCAACAAGAGGACUAUCAGCACCAUCAGCGCCAGCAGAGCUCCAUCUCCAUCUGCAAGCCACCCAGUGUCAUCAUAUACCAGAAUGGCCAGUCUCGAGCAUCGGAGGAGCUGACAGCUCACACCGUUAAGCACAAGCGCAGCAUGGACGUUCCCCAAACCCCAGUCCUCGCCCGUGCCCCAAACUCGCGCCCCGGCCUCACCGACGAGACUGUGCAAGGUGACGAUGCCUUCAUCCCUACCCUCAAGCGUCAGCCUUCACGUCUGGCAAAGCUUCCGCCCACUGCCUCACGACAGAGCCGCACCCGUGGCAGCCGAAGCAGUACCGUGAGCGUUGCAGGGCAUCACGACCAUUGGCAUGGACAUCACCCGGACAAACACGCCUUGACCCGGAUGUCCAGUGACUACCUACCCCGAGCUAACCGGUCCCUUGACAUGCGGAGGCAAAAGCGGGUUCAUUCUAUUUCGACUCCCCCACGGUUGUCCUUUGACGACGAUAUUUACCUCGGUGGCCUCUCACCCCGGCCGUUGAUCCGCCAGUCAGAGAUUGGCCGUGCCAUCGGCUGA
Messenger RNA from Ilyonectria robusta, 795 nucleotides. RefSeq lists its product as uncharacterized. Lineage: Eukaryota; Fungi; Ascomycota; Sordariomycetes; Hypocreales; Nectriaceae. The record is from RefSeq and is a predicted model, not a curated record. The transcript has a single exon. Bases 1 to 795 code for a protein of 264 amino acids.